CCACAAAAUAUUAAAAAUAAUUAUUCGAUAAAAUACAUUCAAACAUCUAAAUUAUUAUCAUAUUAUAAUCAUCAUAAUAAUCAUGAAGAAUCUUUAUCUCAUUUUAUUACUCGUUCUUGCCUCUGCAACCUACCUUUCUGCGAGACCUAAUCCAAGAAUCAUGAUCGGAGCAUUAACUAAAAGGCAAGAUGCUGCUGCCCCCGCCACUUGCAUAUGUCCUCCUACCAACGUACCAUGUGAUUCUCAAAACUUAUGCCCCGGCACUGCUUGUGAGGCUGCUGAUCCACCUUGCGGUACCGGUUGCUGUGAACAAGGCUUAACGUGCAGCUCGGAUGCAAAUGGGCCCAUUUGUAUGAAAAUGAUGUAAAAGAUGGUUAUGUAGUCAAGUCUACAGUAUUUAUAUAGUAUUUUAUUACUUUAUUUCUUAUUUUUAUCAUUAUGAAAACAUUAAAGAAAUUAUAGUAUUAUACUUAUUUUGAUUAAUGUAUUUAAAUUUUCGUAUACUUAUCUAAUCCAUAGAUGUAAUAUUAUUGAUACCAUUGUUAAACAAUAUUUUAUCACAAACCAAAUUAAAUAUAUUUGUUCGAUUUCUCAAAUUUACAUAUUGUAUAAUUGUAUUACAUCAAACUAAAUAAAAUUUAUUUAAAUUCUUCA
Molecule: messenger RNA, 654 nt
Organism: Rhizophagus irregularis DAOM 181602=DAOM 197198
Lineage: Eukaryota; Fungi; Glomeromycota; Glomeromycetes; Glomerales; Glomeraceae
Source: RefSeq, a predicted model, not a curated record